This is a messenger RNA of Manis javanica (Malayan pangolin), 2996 nucleotides long. It is a transcript of the gene RPTN, whose product is annotated as repetin. NCBI's taxonomy places the organism in Eukaryota, Metazoa, Chordata, Mammalia, Pholidota, Manidae. The record is from RefSeq and is a predicted model, not a curated record. Gene Ontology annotation, molecular function: calcium ion binding; transition metal ion binding. Gene Ontology annotation, cellular component: cornified envelope.
CUUAUAAAUAGGAUGGGUUUUCAGGUCUCCAGUAUCCUCUCUGGCUUCUGAUUUUCUGCUCAUUCUUCCUUAAGCAGGUUCACCUAUCUUGACCAAAAUGGCUCAACUCCUGAACAGCAUAUUCACUGUGAUUGAGGUGUUCAAGAAAUAUGCUAAACAGGAUGGGGACUGUACCUCACUAUGUAAGAAAGAGUUGAAGCAACUGCUUUUGGCUGAGUUUGGAGACAUCCUCCGGAGACCAAAUGAUCCAGACACAGUGGAAAUCAUUUUCAGCCUCUUGGAUCGAGACAGAAAUGGACGUGCUGAUUUUCAUGAAUAUCUCUUGUUGGUGUUCCAAUUGGCCCAAGCCUGCUAUCAUAAGGUGGAUAAUGAGACAUGUGGAGACAGAACCUCCCAGCAAGAAAGGGAACAAGAGGAAAUACGAGACCAUAGGUUUCCAGGAAAUACAGGCAGACAACACAGGCAGAGGCAGGACUCCCCCUGUAGUCAGUCUGAGAGGCAAAACCAGGAUGUCCACCAGGAUCAGUCUGAGAGACAAGAUAGGGACUCCAGUUCUGGUCAAAGACUAAGUCAUAAAUGUAGCAGUGGCCAGCCUAAAAGACAAGGACAUACCUUUGCCUUAAAUCACUGUGAGAAACAAGUUCAGGAUUCUCAUUAUAGCCAGUCUGCAAGGUUUGGACAACAAGUAAGUGGUAGCCAGUUAGGAAGACUUGGAGAAAACUCUUGCUCUACCCAGAUAAAACAACAGAAAUCAGGCUCUUAUUUUGGACAGUCUGGGAGGCUGGGCCUGGAAUCGAGUCAGAGAGAUAGGCAAGAAUUGGAUUUCCAAUAUGGCCAGACAGAGAGACAAGGCCAGAGUUCCUACUAUAGUCUGACAGACAGACGAGGUCAGAGUAAUCAUUUUGGUCAGACAGACAGACGAGGCCAAUGUUCCCACUAUGACCAGACAGACAGACAGGGCCAGAGUUCCCACUAUGAUCAGACAGACAGACAGGGCCAGAGUUCCCACUCUGGUGAGACAGACAGACAAGGCCAGAAUUCCCACUCUGGUGAGACAGACAGACGAGGUCAGAGUUCCCACUAUGAUCAGACAGACAGACAGGGUCAGAGUUCCCACUAUGGUCAGACAGACAGACAAGGCCAGAGUUCCCACUCUGGUGAGACAGACAGACAAGGCCAGAGUUCCCACUCUGGUGAGACAGACAGACAAGGCCAGAGUUCCCACUCUGGUGACACAGACAGACAGGGCCAUAGUUCCCACUAUGAUCAGACAGACAGACGAGGCCAGAGUUCCCACUAUGAUCAGACAGACAGACAAGGCCAGAGUUCCCACUCUGGUGAGACAGACAGACAAGGCCAGAGUUCCCACUCUGGUGAGACAGACAGACAGGGCCAGAGUUCCCACUAUGAUCAGACAGACAGACGAGGCCAGAAUUCCCACUCUGGUAAGACAGACAGACGAAGCCAAUGUUCCCACUAUGGUCAGACAGACAGACAAGGCCAAUGUUCCCACUAUGGUCAGACAGACAGACAAGGCCAAAGUUCCCACUCUGGUGAGACAGACAGACGAGGUCAGAGUUCCCACUAUGAUCAGACAGACAGACAGGGUCAGAGUUCUCACUAUGGUCAGACAGACAGACAGGGCCAGAGUUCCCACCAUGAUCAGACAGACAGACGAGGCCAAUGUUCCCACUCUGGUGAGACAGACAGACAAGGCCAGAGUUCCCACUUCGGUCAGACAGACAGACAGGGUCAGAGUUCCCACUAUGGUCAGACAGACAGACAAGGCCAGAGUAAUCAUUUUGGUCAGACAGACAGACAAGGCCUGAACUCUCAGAAUGGUCAGUCAGAGACUGGGGAAACUAGGCAAAGUAGGUACUUCCAAGGCAGUGAGGAAACAUGCAGAGACUCAUAUAUUCAGCAAGCAAGAAGUUCAAGGAGACCAAGUCAAGAGACUCAAGGACAGGAAUGGAACCGAAAUCAGAGACAGAGACUCCACUCUGGGGAAGGGCAGCAGAGUAGCACCCAGGUGUGGGAGUCUGAUGAAGAUGACCAAUCUCAGCAACAUAAACUUGUGGCACAGAUCCAGCACGAAAGGUCUGUAUGUCACAAAGGGAGUGACUGGCAGCUGAGCAGUAGUGUGCAGGGUAACAGACAGGCCCAAAUGGGGCAGAACUGUGAUGAGGGCUGCAGCCACCAUGCAGAGGAAGAACAGGGCCAACACCAAAACAGGGGCACUCACAGCCACGAGGGUCAGGAAGCUUCAUGUGAGACAUGGGGCAAUGAAACCCAUGAGGAGGAGCAGAGACGUCAGCAAAGGGGCAGACAAGCCCAUGCAGAAGAUCAAAGCUCUCAGCGACAACGGAAUAAGUCAACCCAUGAGGAGAAAGAAAGGUAUCCAGAGCACCAGGACCAACGAUCCCACUGGGCCCAGCAAGGCUGUGUUAACAGAGAAAAAUCCCACCUAAAUGAACAUGGCCAGAGCCGGGGCUCCCAGGGGAGACACAGUGCGCUGGCCUUCAACCCAGCCCAGAUUGACAGGAGGCCCCAAAGAAGAGAACAAGGCAAAAGUCACCCUGCCAGUGCAGCCAUUGCUCUCACUCCCCUCUAUGACUAUGUACGAGAGCAGAGAACCAACCAUCGGCACUAGGCCAUGCACACACGAGUGCAGAGGAAAUACAAAGCUGAACAAGAAAUCUGUGUGUCAAGUUUAUCCUUAUUUCUGUUCAAGAGAGGAAAACGCAUGGCUUCCUUCUCUCCUCAACUCUUAUCUAUGUGCAGGGAUGCUUUUGAGGACUCGUAUUCACUUUUUAGGCCAUUUCAGUUCUUUGAGCAGCAGUUCUAGGGUGUUCUGUUUAGAUGAAAUUUGAGUAGUAAAUUGGGUGAAAUAAUCAGAUCCCAAUUUUUAUUAAUUUGGGGAUUUAAAUCAUUUCCUGGUUUGUCUUCCAUGUAGAUGAGACAUGGUUGGAUCAUUGAAAGUAGAACUUUUGCCCCAA